AUGUCGGAGGUCCGCCUGGGUUUAGCCCACGGGACCCUCGAUGUCUCGCCUGAUUUAACGCCCCCGGUGCCGGAUAGCAGCUGCGGUACCCCGACACAGAGCAAUCUGUUUAGCAUCGCAAGCCCACCACCUUCCACAGGCUCAAAGCUGCCAGUUAAUUCGGGAUUUUUCAACCUUGCCCUCUCGAGCUCCGAGACUGCCCGAUCACACGUUAGCCGCCCAGAGGCUUUCGCAAGCACCAUACCCCUCGAGUUUCACAAUGUGGCUCUCGUGCCGAUGCUCGAAGCCGAUAAUAUUCGAGAUCGGUGGUUGAAGCCACAACUGGGCUUCGGGGUCAAUGACGGCGCGGCACCGACGCACUUUCACGUGUUCACGGUGCAGUACCUAUCGUGCGUCCUGAGGUCGUACCCGAGUCAGCUGCAAGAUGAGAUGCAGUUUCCCCCAUUCAUUCACCCGAUGCAACUGACCAGAGUGCCGGCAUCACCUGCUCUGGCAAAUUGCUCGUCUUUGGUUCGGCUGUGGAUGAGUCGUGCACCCGGAAGUGAGGGCAUGGUACUAGCAACGCUGAAGAAUGAGAUUGACCGACUGGUUGCUGAGCAACAAUUUAUCAGCGACUUUGACUUACUCUGCUCCUUCCAAGCCCUGCUGAUAUACACCCUUAUGGCGCAUUCCUUCCCCCUCGGCGAGAUCUCUUUAAUCGACGACGUCGACAUUCGAAGACUGCAAGAUCUGGCCUUCUUCUCCGCCAAGCGAGGCGUCACAAAGCGCCGCACGCUGUUGACCAUGUAUCUCUUCAUCAGCCUCUAUAACGCCUCCAAGAACAUUCCCAACGUCAUGCACAACGAAUUGGCCGAGGUGAUUGUUCCCGAGAGCAAGGCUCUGUGGCUUGCGAGAGACCGCAACGCUUGGGUCUCGGAGUACAAUCGGCAUUUGGGUAGAUGGGAAGAUGGCAUGUUGACGAUUGGAGAGCUGUGGAAGGCUCCUGAUGGGGAUGCUUCUUCCGCAGAAAAGAGGCGAGGGAGAAUCGAGCGGUGGAUCAUGUCGGCUGAUGAGUUUGGGAUGAUGCUUUUUGCGGUGACGGCACAUUUGCACGGGUGUUGA
Messenger RNA from Penicillium diatomitis, 1101 nucleotides. RefSeq lists its product as uncharacterized. Lineage: Eukaryota; Fungi; Ascomycota; Eurotiomycetes; Eurotiales; Aspergillaceae. The transcript is spliced from 4 exons. Bases 1 to 1101 code for a protein of 366 amino acids. The record is from RefSeq and is a predicted model, not a curated record.